Toxotes jaculatrix (banded archerfish) is the source of this 1040-nucleotide messenger RNA. RefSeq names its product calcium and integrin binding family member 2 (gene cib2). Gene Ontology annotation, molecular function: calcium ion binding. The transcript has 6 exons. The record is from RefSeq and is a predicted model, not a curated record. Lineage: Eukaryota; Metazoa; Chordata; Actinopteri; Toxotidae. The coding region runs from base 1 to 582 and encodes 193 amino acids.
AUGCGUGUGCCAGCACUUGCAUGUCAGACAACAGCAGAUCAUGUUCCCCCUGUUUUUGUCUCAUUGCAGGACUGUACGUUUUUCACCCGCAAAGAAAUUCUGCGGUUGCACGGCAGAUACCAUGAGUUGGCUCCACAUCUUGUACCAAUGGACUACACCAAUGAUCCUGACUGCAAACUGCCUUUAGCCUUGAUAGUCAACAUGCCAGAGUUAAAGGAAAAUCCAUUUCGCAACAGGAUUGUAGAGUCGUUCUCAGAGGACGGGAUGGGGAAUCUUAGCUUCAAUGAAUUUGUGGACAUGUUCUCAGUCCUCAGUGAAAUGGCUCCUAGAGAACUCAAGGCCAUUUAUGCUUUCAAAAUAUAUGAUUUCAAUGUGGAUAAUUACCUGUGCAAGGAGGACCUGGAAAAGACUCUGAAUAAACUGACUAAGGAAGAGUUGACUCCUGAGGAGGUGGAGCUGGUGUGUGAGAAGACCAUCGAGGAGGCCGAUUUGGACGGAGACAACAAACUCUCCUUUGCUGACUUUGAAAAUAUGAUAUCAAGGGCUCCCGACUUUUUAAGUACCUUCCAUAUACGAAUAUGAGAGGGCUCCAUGGAGGGUUUUCAAGGUCAGCAGUGUGAUGAACCUCAGGACUCUACCUGAACCAUGUCCUGGCCACAGCAGGACUCUACCUGAACCAUGUCCCGGCCACAGCACAGUGCCUCUCUCACACUCCUAUUGUCAAAAAAAAAAAUCACACAUCAGUGCUCACCUGCCUCGGUAGAGUCUGCUUAGUUAGAAAGAAUAAUACUGACUAAGGCUGAAUUCCCAGAACCCUGAAUUUCUUAUUUGUAGAUGAAAAUGUGUUUUCCUUUUACCACAUACAGAGGGCUUGGCCUAGCUUGCCACUGUUCCUCAUUUUAAGGUUGAAAAUGGGAAACGAAAAAAGUCUAAAAUGAGCUGGCCUCUGAAUUGCCACUUAUUGAGCACAUUUGAGAAUGCAUAAAAUGCUUAUCUACCUAUAUUACACGUCUUCCUGCAGUGACACAUUAGAUAUAAGG